Wyeomyia smithii (pitcher-plant mosquito) is the source of this 363-nucleotide messenger RNA. RefSeq names its product proteasome assembly chaperone 4. Bases 1 to 363 code for a protein of 120 amino acids. Lineage: Eukaryota; Metazoa; Arthropoda; Insecta; Diptera; Culicidae. The transcript has a single exon. The record is from RefSeq and is a predicted model, not a curated record. Gene Ontology annotation, biological process: proteasome assembly.
AUGGCCUCUCUACUGUCCUCAAACUUCACCACACACUUGUGCAGUGUGGAAGUCUGCGAUAUUAGCUACAACAUUCGGGUUCUUAAAAUGAACAAUUCUGUGUUCAUCUACAUUGGUGAGAAUAAUGCAGAAAAUUUCGACGAAUUAGCUAUGGCGAUGCCUUCUCCGAGGAAUGAAAUCUUAACCACGUCCAUCAUGGGCUCACUGGUGGGCUGUGGGUCGGAGGAACUUGCUCAAAAACUAGCCAGGAAACUGAGCAAACAGGUAUACCUCAGUGUAAACGUGCCGAAUGAUCGAAUAGUCCGACCGACUAUCGAGAAAAAACUGUUUGAAGAGAUUACCAACAAUGUGGAAUGCUUCUGA